AUGACAGCUACAGGGUCGGUGAAGGCGGCGAGGGGGGAGCAGACCUCGUCGAAAUUGGAGGCCAGCUUCACUAAUAGCAAGAGCCCGCCUCACAGCACCGCGCCUGACGGCGAGCAAGGAGCGAAGUCGGGCGAUGAACUAGACUCGUUAGAAGCUGACCCAUUGCCGGAGGAGGAGGUGGAAAAGCAGCAGGCUGCGGGCGUGGGGCAGAUCUGCACGGAGGCGUGGAGGCGGGGCGUGCUAAGGCGGGUGCGCAGCAGCAAGUAUAUCCGGCGGCUGCUGGCGGAGGGAGAGACGAGCGUGGCGAGCAUCAGCGCGGGUAUAGACGCCGUGUGCGGGCGGACCAAGCACGUGGAGGCCAUGCUGCUGAACCACAGCAGUGUUGCCACGCCAGCAUGUGGCGACUGGCCCGAGGAGUGCUGGCCCGUGCCCCACAUGCCCUUCGCCUCUCUCGCUGUAUGCACGCACAUCCCAUGUGAACCCCCCUGCCAUGCCAUGCUGCUGAUGUUGCAACGACCACCAUUCUCCCUCCGUUCGCCCUCCCCUCCAUCAAUCGCGCUCCCUCGCACUCUGUCCUCGCGUGUGGGGCAGAAGCAGCGCGUGGUCUGUACUCCACUCCAUGCUCGCCCACAAUUGGCCUUGCGUCGUGCGCAUCUCUGCCAGCACGUCCUUGGUGUGGGGGACCACGAGUACCUGCUGUUGCCCGUGACAGCAGGCGACACUGACCCCCCUCUCAGUAACUCCCUGCAUCCACACCUGCCUCCGCGUCUCUUCGUUUCCCAUGGCCCUCGUGCUCCCCAUCAGGACUUCCCGCGGCGCAAGUACCUGGUGUUCGCCAUGUCGGAGGAGCAGCUGAGCAACGCGCGAACACACAUUGUGGAGGCGGCUCUGCUCGCGCGCAUGAGCAACCGCAUCCUCGUGCUGCCCAAGGCGAGUCGCAGCCAUGUAUCGCUGGGGCGGGAGCUGCCGGUGUGCGAGUACUGGGACCUCUCUCGCCUCGCAGCCGCCUCCGAGUGGGUGUCGCCGCAGUUCUUCCUGCUGCUCGCGCGCGCCACGCUCGCCAACCCCUCCGUGGCCUUCAUGUGGGUGGAAUCGCCAUAUCUCCAACGCCACGCCUUCCAUUUCGACCUGGUGACGGAGUUCCUGGGGCAGCUCAUGCCGUUCACGGGGGGCCACGUGCCCCUGGAGGCCAACACGCUGCCGGUCACCAUGCCCACCACCAACCAGAAAGUAGCUGCUCUGCUCAAUACCUCGGGGGAUAAGGACAUAGUGGUGUGGUUCAAGACGACGUGGGAGCGCGUGGAGUUCAGCAGCAACGCGGACGACGCCGCCUUCCCCCUGCUGCCCUACAGCCGCCACCACCACGCCACGGCUGCGCGCCUGCUGGCUCUGCUGCCGCGCCCCUUGAUUGCCGUGCACUUCCGCUCCGAGUUCAUUGCCUUCCGCGUGCAAGACGACAUGCAAGCGCAAGGGCAGCAGGCGAAUGCAUCGAUGGUGCAGGAGAGACUGGAGUGGUGCGUGGGCGAGGCAGAGAAGCUCAUCACCCGAGUCAGGGACCUGCUCUCCCACCCCUCCGCUGCCGCCCACCCUGCAUCUGCCCUCGCUGCUCUUGCUGCUGAGGCCGCUGCCCCUGCUUCCAGCCCCAGUACCGGAAAUCUCAGAAGCUUUCUUGGCGACAGCAGCAGCAGCAGCGGCAGCGGCAGCAGGGCGAGCAGCAAGGUGUCGGUGUUCAUUGCAGCGGACGUGCCGUUCAACACAUCGGCAGCGCCAGCGCGGUCGGACUCGUGGCAGAGCAUGGUGAAAUGGUACAAGGGCGACCAAGCUGUGCUGCUCUCGUCGCUCGCCGCCCUGCGGCGCCUGAGGAGGAACGUGCAGGGCACGGUGAUGGUGGACGAGCUCAUGCCCCAUGUCAACACCCUUGAUCCAGGUGUGGUGGCGAUCCUAGACAAGCUGGUGUCUGCGCAUGCUGAUGUGUUCCUCGCAGGCACCCGCCGCGCGCAGCUCACUGGCGCGGAGGGCCGCGCGCCGGGGGCCGCAGCUCAGCUGGCGGCGGUGCGCGCGACGUCGCAAGAAGAGGGCUCCACGUGGGGAGGGGGGAGCGGAGCAAGUGGCGGAGAUGACUAUACAGAGGAGUACGAGGAGGCCUAUGACGAGGACGUAUGGCGGCGGGAGGCGCUCCAGCAGUACGACUCGCUGUACCUAUACGCGCCAGCUCCCGCGCCCUCCGCACCAUCAUCGUGGAUUGUGAUGGGGUGUGUGGCGGGAGUUGGCAUCAUCGCUGCACUCCUCUACUACCUGCUCGGUGCCCGCCACAACAAAGACGUGCGCUCCGAGCCACUGGAAGGUACGGGGCACAUUCCUGUCCUCACGGGGCACAUUCCUGUCCUCACGGGGCACAUUCCUGUCCUCACGGGGCACAUUCCUGUCCUCACGGGGCACAUUCCUGUCCUCACGGGGCACAUUCCUGUCCUCACGGGGCACAUUCCUGUCCUCACGGGGCACAUUCCUGUCCUCACGGGGCACAUUCCAUGCUGCCCACGCCCUUCGUCUUACGCUCCUCUUCCAACCCCUUCUGCGUUCCUCUCUUCUUGCUGCUCUUUCUCUCUUCUCCUCCCCAACCCAAUCUUCCUUCUCCUUCGUGUCUCCAAUCUUCAAUGCCUUGCUGAAUACCCAGAAAAAUCUGCAGACAUGGCAGCAGCAGGAGCGGGUAAACGUGCCGCCACUUAUGGUGCCACCGCUGCUGAUGCUGCUGCUGCUGAUGCUGCUGCUACUGCUGCUGAUGCUGCUGCUGCUGCUGCUGCUGCUGCUGCUGCUGCUGCUGCUGCUGCUGCUGCUGCUGCUACUGCUGCUGCUGCUGCUGCUGCUGCUGCUGCUGCUGCUGCUGCUGCUGCUGCUGCUGCUGCUGCUGCUGCUGCUGCUGCUGCUGCUGCUGCUGGUGCUAAUGCAGCAGCAGCGCCGCAUUAG
Molecule: messenger RNA, 2964 nt
Organism: Closterium sp. Naga37s-1
Lineage: Eukaryota; Viridiplantae; Streptophyta; Zygnematophyceae; Desmidiales; Closteriaceae
Source: the annotation of a GenBank genome assembly